GGGUCAAGACUGGACCGGAUCAAGACCGAACUGUAUCCAAUCCAAUCUUUGGUCCUUAUAUUUUCAAAAGGACCGGAUUGGACCGGAUCAAUUUGAGCCAAUUUAACCGGACUGGACCGUAUAACCACCCCUAGAUGAAGGCAUCAAUCAACCCAUAACUGGGCCAAAAGCCCAGUAAAGUGGGCUAAAUCGAGAGGAUAGUGGGCCGGCAUUGCCCAAAUAAGUAAAGUAAUAACGCCUCAUUUCCGCCAGUCUCUUUUCUCUCUCUCCACCACCUCUGUCUACUUCUUCCGAGCCUCCCGACUGAUGCUACUGCCGUACGGCUACUGCUUCUUCUUACAGCGUAUUUGCUUUCCGGAGACUUCAAAGUCUCGCAGGCUGAAACUCGCCCGGCAACGACGCUUCCGAUCAACUUGGAGCAGCUGCCAUGGAGGCUUCGCUAAGAGCACAUCGACCUGCGGCCCUCUUGAUCUUCGCAUUUCUUUCACUUAUCGCCGUCUCAUCAUCCGCCGCGCAGGAGAUCCAAAUUCUCAACGCCGAGCGUCGAAUUGACUUGAGUUCACAGGUUGCGAUUGUAUUCUUGACUCUGAAGGUCGAGAAUACGGGAAAGGCUGCUGCUUCUGACGUUAUUCUUGCAUUUCCUCCCACUGAAGCUGACCAUCUCGCUGAAGUGAAGGCACAAGCGGCCUCGGGAAAGAAAAGGAAGAAAACAUAUGCUCAUCUCAUUGUGGAGCCAACAGAUGUACCUGACGCACCAAAUGGCGCUAAGGGUUUUCGUGUAGCUUUGCUUAAUCCUUUAAGCCCUGGCGAAACAUCAACCAUUGAAGUUCUUUAUAUGUUGACCCAUUCUAUGGAACCUUUCCCUGCCGAGAUAAGUCAAUCAGAUCCACAGCUGGUAUACUAUCGUGAUAGUGCGUAUAUAUUGUCACCAUAUCGUAUUAAGCAGCAGACAACUUUCAUCAAGACGCCAAGCACAAAUGUGCAAUCAUUCUCUAGAGUGGAACCAACCAAUAGGGCUAGUAUGGAACUUAAGUAUGGGCCCUAUGAGGAUCUCCCCGCAUACUCGUACGCUCCAGUGCUUGUUCAUUUUGAGAAUAACAACCCGUUUGCCGUUGUUGAGGAGCUUGUACGUGAAGUGGAAAUCUCGCAUUGGGGAAACCUUCAGAUAACUGAGCACUAUACAUUAGCUCACGGUGGCGCUAAACUUAAAGGCGUGUUUUCUAGGGUUGAGUAUCAAUCCAGGCCAUCUGCUAGUGGUGUGUCUUCAUUCAAAAACCUUCUAGCUAGACUGCCGCCUAGGGUGCACUCUGUAUACUAUCGAGAUGAAAUCGGAAACAUUUCAUCUUCACGUCUUCGUACAGAUUCUCGCAAGUCAGAACUUGAAAUUGAACCUCGGUAUCCUUUGUUUGGAGGAUGGAAAUCCACAUUUAUAAUCGGAUAUGGCCUUCCGUUGGAAGAUUUUCUCUUUGAGUCCACUGAUGGCAAGAGAUAUCUCAACUUUACCUUUGGCUGCCCUCUUUCUGGGACUGUUGUAGACAAGUUAACUGUGAAGGUCGUGUUGCCAGAGGGAUCCAAAGAUCCGACAGCCAUCAUUCCUUUUCCAGUAGAGGAACAUAUGGAGACAAAGUACUCAUAUCUUGAUGUUGUCGGAAGGCCAGUUCUUGUUUUAGAGAAGAAGAAUGUAGUUCCGGAGCACAACAUUCCUUUUCAGGUGUACUAUAGCUUUAACCCAAUCUUCAUGCUAGCAGAGCCGUUGAUGUUGGUUUCUACAGUUUUCUUCCUCUUCGCGUCUUGUGUAGCUUACCUACAUAUUGAUAUCUCAAUACGCAAGGGAUAGAAAUCCAGCUGUUCAUCCAAGGUAUUCUGCCACUAUGCAACUGACAUCAUUGUUGUCCUAGUUCGACAGUGAUUAAUGGCAUUUCCAUGCCUCUCAUGCAGCAGCUUGUUAGACGUCUGCUUGGCUUGGUUAAUGGCAAAGUUGGACCAAUUCAGGCAUAGGACUUCUCAUGCACUGACUGCAGGUUCUUUCUGAAAUUUUGUAGAAUGGUUGCUGAUCUUUAAAAGACAUGCGUUGAGUUUGUACUUCUAGAUCCUCUAUCCUUAAGGGCACCAUCGAAUCAUGGUUGUAUCGUUAGAAAGCAAGGAAAUGACUCUUAUAAUAGAACAUAGCACAAUGUUGCAUACACGGUUUCCCUCGAUAUCUUUAGUAAACUGCCGAGUCUGAUAUUUCCUGUGGUUGAUAGUCCUGGUGAUUGGCUGAUUUCAGUUUUGUCCAACUCUAUUACCAAAGAUGCAAAAGAAUCCUGCUUCGAACCAUCAAAUUAUGUAUGUUCUAGACGACGUCAGGCAUUCAGCAUAGAACCGUACUGGACGCAAUAAUUCGGCUAUUACUACAGGGUUGAUUGAAGGGUAGUAGUGAGUAUGUCCUUACGACGGUACUCAGUUGUCUGAUCGAGAAAUGAAUGGUGUGAUUCCUG
This is a messenger RNA of Linum trigynum, 2477 nucleotides long. The record is from the annotation of a GenBank genome assembly. NCBI's taxonomy places the organism in Eukaryota, Viridiplantae, Streptophyta, Magnoliopsida, Malpighiales, Linaceae.